AUGGCUGAGAUAGUACAGGCCCGGAAGAAGGCGAUCGAAGUCAAGCCCCAGGAUAACAAGAGGUCAACGACGGAUGACCGCAAAGAGAGCAAAAGGUCGAGGACUGAGCGUCGACAAGACAAGGGUGAUCAUCCCUCAGGUAGGGGUGACCGUCGCCUAGAAAGAAGUAAACGAGCAAGCAACCUAGAGUUCACACCUCUGAACACCACCAGGUCCCAGAUCCUUAUGCAGAUCCAAGAUCAUGACCUAAUCCGGUGGCCCCGACCCAUGCUAGUAGGGCCUGAGAAGCAUAACCCCAACAAGUUCUGCCUCUUCCACAAGCAUAACGGGCAUGAUACAAAAGACUGCUACCAACUAAAGAGAGAGAUAGAAAACCUCGUAAGAGCUGGGAGCCUGAACAAGUACAUCAAAGGAAGGCGUGACGGCCGUCGGACCAAGGAAACUGAGGUUGUGAGCGAGAAAGAGAAGAACCAAGAAGAGAUGAAAGGAGGGCGGAUCGAGAUAGGGAGAGAGACUGCACGGAAGAGACUAGAGAUGUACCUGAACAGAGCGGUGGAGAUAGCCAAUCGACCGGUACAUUGGGUAUUGAUAGAUAUAGGGGCAUCGGUGGAUGUGCUCUCCUUGGAAGCCUAUCAACAAUUUGGGUUUGGGGAUGACCAACUCAAGUCGGAGCCUACCUACCUCCAUGGGUUCUCGGGCACCACAGCCUCCAUUAGAGGCACCAUAAGGCUACCGGUCACCUUUGGAGAACAUCCUCGACAGGUGACCAUCAUGGUCAACUUCACGAUCGUUGGGUCCAUGGUCUCAUUCAACGGCCUCCUAGGGCAACCCUCCUUGAUAGCCUUUAGAGGGUUCAUGUCAUCGCUCCACCUGAAGAUGAAGUUCCCCACUGACAACGAAGUGGGUGAAGUCCGAGGAGAUCAGAAGAAGGCUAGAGAAUGCUUUGCCACCUUCGUCAAGAAGAACAAUGGUAACACCAAGGGAAUGGCACUGUGCAUGGAGAACCUGGUCAGCGACCAGAGAGAUGAACAGACAAAGAAGAGAGGUAGGUCGGUGGAAGACCUCGUCCCAUGGCAACUCAGCAAGGAUGACCCUUUCAAGGCGGUACAGGUCGGUUCGUUGUUGAAUGAUGAACAGAAAGAAGAGCUGGCACACCUCCUCCAAACCAACAUGGAUGUCUUCACAUGA
Telopea speciosissima is the source of this 1188-nucleotide messenger RNA. RefSeq lists its product as uncharacterized. The record is from RefSeq and is a predicted model, not a curated record. The coding region runs from base 1 to 1188 and encodes 395 amino acids. The transcript is spliced from 2 exons. Lineage: Eukaryota; Viridiplantae; Streptophyta; Magnoliopsida; Proteales; Proteaceae.